Molecule: messenger RNA, 1299 nt
Organism: Pediculus humanus corporis (human body louse)
Lineage: Eukaryota; Metazoa; Arthropoda; Insecta; Psocodea; Pediculidae
Product: twist, putative
Exons: 2
Coding region: 1-1299 (432 amino acids)
Biological process (GO): regulation of transcription by RNA polymerase II; developmental process
Molecular function (GO): DNA-binding transcription factor activity, RNA polymerase II-specific; protein dimerization activity; RNA polymerase II transcription regulatory region sequence-specific DNA binding
Source: RefSeq, a predicted model, not a curated record
AUGUAUACGGGACAAUGUAAAAUGUCGGAUUAUUACGGUGAAAUAGAACAUUCCGAUAAAAAACCGUUAUUGGUUAACGUUUAUAACGAAUUUCACGAAUCCGCGACACCUUUAGAUAAUACGGAAUACGAAACAAAAUUCAUUCCACCGAUAAACAUGUAUCAAAAUUAUCAAAUAAAAAAACAGGAAACAAAUCCGGGAGGAGGAGGAGGAGGACACAUAACGGAAAUCAAUUACGAUAAUAUUAAUCAAAUAAUCGGUAAAUCACACGAUGAAAAUGUCGUCGUGAAAACAUUCGAUUCAAAAUAUGUCGAAAAUGAUAAAAUAAUAAUAACAAAAUGUGAAAAUAUAAUAACCGAUACGUCAAAUACUACGACGGCAGAAUCAUCAUUAUCAUCGACGUCGUCGACGUCAUCAACGUCCGCCGUCGAAAACGAUUGUAAUAAGAGUUAUUAUAAAUUAUCGGUAUCAUCGGCAACGUCGCAAUCAUCACGCCACCUACCCGAUAAUACAGGAAGUGACGUAAUAAUAAAAAAAUCACCGAAACCGUUACAAUCGAACGAUUCGAAUAUAUUAUUAUACGCUUCGUCGAAAUACGAUGAUUUCUACGGGGAUAAUCGGAAAAUGGAAAAUAAUGAUGAAAAAUUAAGGUUUAAUUACGAUAAUAAUAAUCCGAUUAAUAAUUGUGAUGAUGAUGAUAAUGAUAAUAAUGAUAGUAAUAAUAGUAAUAAUAAUUUAAUAAAAAACAAAAAGAAAAAACGAUGUUUUACGGAUUCGAAAAUAUCUGACGAUUAUCCGAAAUUUAAAUUUGAAACGACGAAAAGAGUUAGAGGACAACAAAAUAAUAAUAAUAAUAAUAAUAGCGAGACGAACGGAAGCAGUAGAAAAAUAAAUAACGGUAAACCGAGGCGAAAAGUACCGCAAAGUUACGAAGAAUUACAAAAUCAAAGAGUCAUGGCGAACGUUCGAGAACGUCAAAGAACUCAAAGUUUAAACGAAGCUUUUACGAGUUUGAGAAAAAUAAUACCGACUUUGCCAUCGGAUAAAUUAUCAAAAAUUCAAACGUUAAAAUUAGCAUCCAGGUACAUAGAUUUCCUUUAUCAGGUACUUAAUUAUGGAAAUUCUGGAGUUUCCGAAGGUGAAGAUUCAUCGAACGAAAAUAAUUAUAGUAGUAAAGUUGGUAAUAAUAAUUUGGGGGGCUGUAGUUAUGUUGCACACGAAAGGCUUAGUUACGCAUUUAGCGUCUGGAGAAUGGAUGGAGAUUGGGGAGGAGGACAUUCCUAUUCGUCACCUAAAUAA